Xylona heveae TC161 is the source of this 1008-nucleotide messenger RNA. Its product is annotated as DHS-like NAD/FAD-binding domain-containing protein. The transcript is spliced from 2 exons. Gene Ontology annotation, molecular function: NAD+ binding. The coding region runs from base 1 to 1008 and encodes 335 amino acids. NCBI's taxonomy places the organism in Eukaryota, Fungi, Ascomycota, Xylonomycetes, Xylonales, Xylonaceae. The record is from RefSeq and is a predicted model, not a curated record.
AUGGCGUCCACUGUCCGCAGCGCUUCGAUUCCUCCUGCAGACUUGCAGUCUUUCCAUGCCCAUCUCAAGUCAUCUAAACGAAUUCUCGCUCUACUUGGCGCCGGUCUUUCAGCUUCUUCUGGCCUUCCUACUUUUCGAGGGGCCGGCGGGUUAUGGCGAACCUAUGAUGCCGCGUCGUUGGCCACUCCCGAAGCAUUCGAUGCAGACCCAGGUCUAGUAUGGCAGUUUUACAGCUACAGAAGGCACAUGGCACUUAAGGCGAUGCCAAACAAAGCACAUUACGCGCUUGCGAAGCUUGCACAAGUCAAUGACGAGUUUAUGACGCUCAGUCAAAAUGUUGACGGACUUUCACAGCGAGCGAAUCAUCCGCGCUCAAAACUACAGCUGCUGCAUGGCUCUCUAUUCGAUGUCAAGUGUACAGACUUUUAUUGCGAUUUCGUCGAACAUAACAACUUCCGCGACCCGAUUGUACCUUCCCUGACCAUCCCCACUCGUGCACCGGAACCUCUCCCUUCAGGCUCGGAUAGAACUGGCAGCGAGGCUGCGCAAUCGCUCGAGAACGCGAUGGAGGCUACAAAGGAACUCCAGGAGGAGGAGCUGGAUAUAGCAGAUGAGGAUGUCGCUUUACCCGAGCUUCGCAUUCGUGAUCUUCCUCGGUGUCCAAAAUGCCACACCGGACUACUACGACCCGGUGUUGUCUGGUUCGGCGAACAGCUUCCCAGAGAAGUGCUUGACACGGUGGAUGACUGGAUCAGCCAAGGGCCGAUUGAUCUCAUACUGGUAAUUGGUACCAGUGCCAAAGUCUAUCCAGCUGCGGGUUAUGUCGAUAUUGCCCGAGCCAAGGGCGCGAAAGUGGCUGUAGUCAAUGUCGAUCGAGCCGACGCACCAGGAGGCUAUGGAAACUUGAUGGAUGACGAUUGGUUUUUCCAAGGCGAUGCAAGCAUCAUUGUACCCGAGAUUCUCAAAGAGGUCAUUGGAGAGCUCCCCGACGCCUCGAGCAAUGCGUAA